AUGAGUCUAGAGGAUGCUGAAGAUUUGGUUCUCCACAUGAUAUUAUCCAAAGUCGGUCCUGAGAAUAGAACACAGCUAGAGUUGCUUGUGUCAGCAAACGCCUUCAAGUUUCCGCCUCCGAGGAAUCUCUCUGGUCCAUCUUCUGUUCCCUUGACCUCAACAUCUCUACUCCUCUACAUGACUACAUCCCCAUGGAGAUUCUCUCCUUCCUUCAAGUGUGAUAAGGGGCCUCCAGGGCUUAUUGGUGGCUAUUCUGCUUAUUGGCAUAAAGUUAAUGUCUACUUGCUACCUCUUAAGGAAGUGGUAAGGCAGACAAUCGAUAUCAUGGCCGGCGAUCAUAAUACUAUCUCCAAGAACAUUGUCGUUGUGGCUGUAUCAGCAGCGCCCAGUUCGAAGAAGAUGUUUUUCCUUGAUUGCACAAACGGACAGCUUUAUACUGAAAACACAAGUUCUCACCAAAUGCUUCCUUGUGUUCCCGAGUCUUUGGUUUGCAUCAACGGCGAUCAACAAGAGGACGCCAUGCUGCUUUGGUUAGAAGAACAUGGCAGGAGGUUACAAACUGGUGCUACCAAAGUCCGUGAACAGGAUAACAUUAAAAGUAUCAGUUUGUUUCCCGAGAUUCCUCCCUUGUGUUCUAUCUCUGUAACUAAUGGUGUGCAGGUGCGUGCGUCUUCUGUGUUUAUGCCUGAAGUAUCUAAUCAUCUGGAUAACCCACCGGUAUACUCGUAUGCAUGUUCCAUCCGGAUGUCUCUCAUGCCCAACUUUAACAGGAGACACCGUAGCUCUUGGCAAAUGUAUUCGAGACAUUGGGUUGUCCGAGCUGAUGACGCGGUAAUAGGUGAUGUUGAUGGAGAAGUUGUGCUACUUAAGAAUCCGCUCUUACAAGCCAAGGAAGAAGAGUUUGUGUAUAGGUGUAUUUCCCAAUUUCCAACAAGUAAUUUAUCCGUUGAGGGAUCUUUCACCUUUGUGCCUGGAAGUUUGCAAGAUCCGAAAGGACCUCAAUUCGAAGUCAACGUCGCAGAGUUUCCUGUGAAGUUACCAGACUACAUCUUCUAA
This is a messenger RNA of Brassica napus (rape), 1056 nucleotides long. Its product is annotated as F-box protein SKIP16-like. The record is from RefSeq and is a predicted model, not a curated record. NCBI's taxonomy places the organism in Eukaryota, Viridiplantae, Streptophyta, Magnoliopsida, Brassicales, Brassicaceae. The coding region runs from base 1 to 1056 and encodes 351 amino acids. The transcript is spliced from 6 exons.